This is a messenger RNA of Arxiozyma heterogenica, 2646 nucleotides long. RefSeq names its product serine/threonine protein kinase YAK1 (gene YAK1). The coding region runs from base 1 to 2646 and encodes 881 amino acids. The record is from RefSeq and is a predicted model, not a curated record. The transcript has a single exon. Gene Ontology annotation, cellular component: nucleus; cytoplasm. Gene Ontology annotation, biological process: peptidyl-serine phosphorylation; peptidyl-threonine phosphorylation. NCBI's taxonomy places the organism in Eukaryota, Fungi, Ascomycota, Saccharomycetes, Saccharomycetales, Saccharomycetaceae. Gene Ontology annotation, molecular function: ATP binding; protein serine/threonine kinase activity; protein tyrosine kinase activity.
AUGUUGCACUCAAAUGAUCCAUUACAAUCCAAUGAUACUUUAAAGAAUAUGACGGCGUAUACCAAUGAACACAAGGAAUAUCAACAUGCAAGUUUUUGGAAUCCAAACUAUGUUAAAAAUCACAAUCCAAGUCUAUCAAAAAAUACUGUUCAAAUACCACCUGAUCAACCCUCUGCUCAUGUGCACUCACAACAACAACCAUUACAGAACCAAAAUAAUCAGCCACACUUUAAUAAUCCGUGGAGAACUGAAGAUAUAGAUAGCACUGUAAAACAAGUAUUACAGCCACCACAAGUUUUUGAAUCACAAAAUUAUGAAACAACAGGAGACCCUAGCGAAGACCAAAUAGAAGGUUAUAAGAGAAGAAAGUCGAGUCUCAUUAUUCCACCUACUAGAGCAGCUGCUCCAAAUUUAUUUGAAUAUAAUAAACCUGAUCUAAUAACCAGUAAUCACUUCAAUUUAAACAUUAAUAAUGAUCCGAAUUUUCGUCGUAAUAGUGUCGCUACAACAUUUUCGAACUACACUGGAUCUACUUCGGUGAAUGCUAAUUCAUCAAACAUGAGUCAACAACAACAAAGACAAGCAUUAUUUUUUAAACAACAGCAACAGCAGCAACAGUUAAAUAAUCGAUUUGUUCCAUCUUUAUAUAAUUCUCAAGAAUAUCAAAGAAGACAAAGUUUAGCCACUAACACUUAUUCAGACAGCCACCCUAAUAUUUCUACAACUAGGAGUAAUAAUAAUAAUAGUGUAAUGUAUGCUAAUUCAAAUGGAAUAUCAAAUUUAAAUCCAUCAGUAUAUAACAAUAAUAUUUCUCAUACAUCAAUCCAUAACACGCCAAUAAAUUAUACUGGUUUUACAUAUACGCCGUCUAUCUCACCAUUUAGACGUUCAAGUGCAUACCCAACUAGUGCUGGUUUAGUAACGUUGCAACCACCUUUAAAACAAAUACGAAAGGAGGAUUUAUUCCAAAAACAACAAUUAACAAUACCACAAAUGAAAAAAUGUGUUACAAAACACGAUUUGAAACCAAUUGUCAAUGACAAACCCUUGUAUAGAAGAGCGUCUGUGCAUUCCGAAGCCAUAUCUCCUUUAAGAGGAUUAACUAAAAACUUAAUAACGACUUAUCAAUUAUGUUCUCCUGAUUUUGUGUAUCAAACGUCAAAAAAUCCAAAAAGAGUAUUAACAAAACCCAGUGAACCAAAAUAUAAUGGUGGAUAUGAUAAUGUGAAUAGUGAUUAUAUUUUGUAUGUAAACGAUGUUUUAGGAACAGAACAGAAUAGAAAAUAUUUAGUACUUGAUAUAUUGGGACAAGGUACAUUUGGUCAAGUUGUUAAAUGCCAAAACUUACUAACGAAGGAAAUAUUGGCGGUUAAAGUUAUCAAAUCAAGAUCUGAAUACUUAAAUCAAAGUAUUACAGAAGCUAAAAUUUUGGAAUUAUUGAAUAAAAAGAUAGACCCUAAUAAUAAACAUCAUUUUUUAAGAAUGCAUGAUUCAUUUGUUCAUAAAGGCCAUUUAUGUCUCGUAUUUGAAUUAUUAAGUAACAACUUAUAUGAACUAUUAAAACAAAAUCAAUACCAUGGCUUAUCAAUGCAACUUAUUAAGAUAUUCACCAAACAAAUGUUAGACUCCCUUUGUGUUUUAAAAGAUAGUAAACUAAUACAUUGUGAUUUGAAACCUGAGAAUGUUCUAUUAUGUUCUCCAGAUAAGCCAGAUAUUAAAGUUAUCGAUUUUGGAUCUUCUUGUGAAGAAACUAGGACUGUGUACACUUAUAUCCAAUCAAGAUUUUAUCGUGCACCAGAAAUUAUAUUAGGAAUACCCUAUUCGACUAGUAUAGAUAUGUGGUCUUUAGGUUGUAUUGUAGCUGAAUUAUUUCUGGGAAUUCCAAUUUUUCCAGGUUCUUCUGAAUUUAAUCAAAUAACUAGAAUUGUAGAAACUUUAUCAUAUCCACCAAAUUGGAUGUUAGAGAUGGGCAAAAAUACAAGUAAAUUUAUGGUAAAAUUGAACCAAGAAGAACUACAUUGUGUUAGACAUAAAUAUAGACUGAAGUCUGUUGAAGAAUUCAAUACUGAUUUUAAGAAUGCAAAUGAAAAACCUGGGAAACAAUAUUUUAAAUGGUUGAAGUUAAAUGACAUAGUAAUGAAUUACAGGAUUCCUAAGCAUAUCCAACAUUCGAACGAAUUGAUUAGACAGGAAUUGAAACAACGUGAAUGUUUGAUUCACUUCCUAAACGGUUUAUUAAAUAUAAAUCCACUAGAAAGAUGGACGCCACAACAAGCGUCGUUACACCCCUUUCUCACAGAACAGCCAUUUAACGGUGAUUGGUAUCCACCUGGCUACUUACCAUCCAUACCUAAAAGUUUUCAAGGGAAUGGCCACAAUUCUAACGGUGCAAGCAACAAUAUUGUAGAUCCAUUAACACAGGAUCAAAUUAUAUCAAAAUCACAAAUUCCAGAUGAUUUUUUAGACAUUGAAAUGUCUGAUUCAAGAAAUGACGUUGUCAAUAAUACAAAAGUAGAUGUAGUCACAAAUUCACAUAAUGUAAAUGUUACAACAUGUAAAUUAGAAGGUCACACUGCCGAUACUUCAUUGACUGCACCUAAGGGAGCCACUAAAAAAUUUAAUGAUUUAACGAUAAAAGAGGAUUAA